Onychostoma macrolepis is the source of this 5492-nucleotide messenger RNA. RefSeq names its product tankyrase 1 binding protein 1 (gene tnks1bp1). The record is from RefSeq and is a predicted model, not a curated record. Lineage: Eukaryota; Metazoa; Chordata; Actinopteri; Cypriniformes; Cyprinidae.
ACCUUACCAGAGAACGAAAAGUUAAUAUUCAUAACGUAAGCAGUCGCCAUAGUAGGAUUAGUACAUUGGCGACCCGCCCUCCUUUCUUUAAAGUUUGAGCUGCACACCUACAAUCCAAAAGGACGCAGACGUGUAUUUGAGCUUGGAAUCUAUAUGUAGCCUACAAUCUUAUGGAAUAAUUUUAUCACUAUACAGGUGCAGUGUGUAGCCAUGGCUGCAUGGGUGGAGGCGACCACAAGGGAAAUGGGCCAAUUGCUCAUCAACUCAGACAAACCUUCAGUUUCAGCCUCUGCACUCCCUGGAGACACUGGGAAGCCAGCGUUGAGCCCAAAACCCCACCUCAUACCUAAACCAUUUGCCUUGCAAAGGAACGCCACCGUCCGCCCAAUCCGGGCCCCAAAAACCAACUUUAGCAGAGAGCUCCAUCGAGCUGCCUCUUCUGAAGCGCUUUUGGAUAUCAAAACACCUGGUGCUGGUGGUCUAAAUCCAUCUGAAUCCCUAAAAUCAGGGUCAAACGGCACAGUAAAUGGGUCUAAUCAAAUUGCAGCUCCUAAACCCGUCGCACUCAGCCCAAAACCUGACUUAUUGGCUAAGCUUAAAUCAGAACCCACUAAGAGUCCUGGUUCUAAUAACCAAACUGGUCCAAACUCAAAGCCUGGUGUGACCGCUGAAGAUGUGAAGGAUGUUCAGCCCAGGAGCAGAGCAAAAUCUUUGGGUUCUCAGGAUCAAAAGAUUCUCAACCAGAAGGUCCAAGAAGAAGCAGCCAAGACUGAAGCAGACGUCAAAGUGUCUUCACGAUGCUGGCCGCCUCGAAAUCGUCUCUCCGUUGAGCUGACCUCCAAGUUCGAGUCACAGUCUCAACCCGAGAAGGAGGUGAGGAGAGAUGCUGAAACCAGCAAGACGGAGAAAGAGUGGCCGCCACAUUCUCCUUCUGAGUGCAAGCCUUCAAAGCUUCCGGUGGAUACAGGAGAGAUGGGAGACGAGGACGUCUGCGGAGGCAGCAUUAAGAGACGGAUCAGCCUUCUCUUCGAUCGAUCUACAGCAGCUCAGCGCAGGGACACUUUCAACAAAAGAGACAAUCCAGCUGCCGAAAUAUCUGUUGAUAUUAAACAGAGAAUCCAGAACCUGAGCUUGGACGCGCCAAGGAUACGCUUGCCGUCCACUGGUGGUCCUAAAAGUCCACCAUCUGAGAAGACACUAAGCACCUCAGAUGAGACACCAAAUGAGAGAUCAUCUGAAAAACCUGCAGCGACAGAGAAGAUGCCUGUUGACAAACCGCCAAGUGCGGCAGAAAUCAAGAGCUCUGCUGCUAGUGUGGAGAAUGUAGAAGAGGAAGACCAUGAAGAUGAAGAGGAGGACUAUGUCCCUGUUCCUGUUUACCAAAGGGUUGCGAUGAGCCUAGAUGCGGACAAAGAGAAGGAAGAAGAAGAAAAACAGAGAAAAGAUGAGCAGUUAGAGAAAGAAAGACAACAGCGGGAAAGGGAAAGACAUUUGGAGGAGGAGAGGAAGGCAAGAGAAAUAGAGAGACAGAAAGAGGAGCAACGAAAACGUGCUGAGGAAGAGAGAAAACAGGAAGAGGAAAAGCAAAGACAGAUGGAAGAAAGGAGAAAGCAAGAAGAAGAACAAAAGAGAAGAAUUGAAGAGGAAAGAAAAGAGGAGGAGAGGAGGAGACAGGCCGAAAAAGAGAGGGAGAGGCAGAUUGAAGAGGAGAAGAGAAGGAUUGAAGAAGAAAAAGAGAGACUGAGAGAAGAAGAAAGACUAAAGAAAGAGAGAGAAAUGGAAGAAGAGAGGAGAAGAAUUCAGGAGUUGGAGAGACAGAGAGAGGAGGAAAGAUUGAGACAAGAACGAGAAAAACAAGAGAGGUUAAAGAAACAGAGAGAAAUGGAAGAAGAGAGAUUGAAAGAAGAGGAAAGACUGAGACAGGAACAAGAAAAGGAGAGACUAAAGAAAGAAAAAGAGAUGGAAGAAGAGAGGAGAAGAACUCAGGAGUUGGAGAGACAGAAAGAAGAGGACAGACUGAGACAAAAACAAGAAAAAGAAGAGAGGUUAAAGAAACAGAGAGAAAUGGAAGAAAGGAAACGAAUGGAAGAAGAGAGAUUGAAAGAAGAGGAAAUACUGAGAAAGGAACGAGAAAUGGAGAGAAUACGGAAAGAAAAAGAAAUGGAAGAAGAGAAACAAAGAAUUCAAGAGAUUGAAAGACAGAAAGUGGAGGAAAGAUUGAGAAAAGAACGAGAAAAAGAAGAGAUGUUAAAGAAACAGAGAGAAAUGGAAGAAAGGAAACGAAUGGAAGAAGAGAGAUUGAAAGAAGAGGAAAGAUUGAGACAAGAACGAGAAUUAGAGAGAAUGAGGAAAGAAAAAGAGAUGGAAGAAGAGAGAAAAAGAAUUCAAGAGAUUGAAAGACAGAAAGAGGAGGAAAGACUGAGAAAAGAACGAGAAUUAGAGAGAAUGAGGAAAGAAAAAGAGAUGGAAGAAGAGAGACAAAGAAUUCAAAGACAGAAAGAGGAGGAAAGACUGAGAAAAGAACGAGAAUUAGAGAGAAUGAGGAAAGAAAAGAGAUGGAAGAAGAGACAAAGAAUUCAAAGACAGAAAGAGGAGGAAAGACUGAGAAAAGAACGAGAAUUAGAGAGAAUGAGGAAAGAAAAAGAGAUGGAAGAAGAGAGAAAAAGAAUUCAAGAGAUUGAAAGACAGAAAGAGGAGGAAAGACUGAGAAAAGAACGAGAAUUAGAGAGAAUGAGGAAAGAAAAAGAGAUGGAAGAAGAGAGACAAAGAAUUCAAAGACAGAAAGAGGAGGAAAGAUUGAGACAAGAACGAGAAAUAGAGAGAAUGAGGAAAGAAAAAGAAAUGGAAGAAGAGAUUGAAAGAAGAGGAAAGACUGAGAAAAGAACGAGAAUUCGAGAGACUAAAGAAAGAGAGAGACUAAAGAGAGAGAGACUAAAGAAAGAGAGAGAAAUGGAAGAAGAGAUUGAAAGACAGAAAGAGGAGGAAAAACUGAGACAAGAACGAGAAUUCGAGAGACUAAAGAAAGAGAGAGACAAAGAAAGAGAGAGAAAUGGAAGAAGAGAGAUUGAAAGACAGAAAGUGGAGGAAAGAUUGAGAAAAGAACGAGAAUUCGAGAGACUAAAGAAAGAAAAAGAGAUGGAAGAAGAGAGGAGAAGAAUUCAGGAAUUGGAGAGAAGACAGAAAGAGGAGGAAAAACUGAGACAAGAACGAGAAUUCGAGAGACUAAAGAAAGAAAAAGAGAUGGAAGAAGAGAGGAGAAGCACUGAAAGACUGAAAGAAGAAAAACGGAGACAGGAACGAGUACAUGAGAUGGAGAUGGAAACGUGUGAAGCAGCAGAGAGAUUACGAGAGGAAGUUCCUACGAGUUAUGAUUUAAUAUCGUUUGACGCGGAGGAGCCGGCGGCGGCACAGACUCUCGUCUCCACCGUCUCGCCUCGGCUCACACAAGUGACUUACGAUGACUUUUCAGUCAAACCCCGAAGAUGGGGAACCAGGGCGAGACGUUCCUCGACUCCGUCUCCAUCCAGAGAAACUCCUGCUGCUCCUGACCACAGUCUACAGCCAGAAUCAAAGUCCAGUCGUCCUGGACCCCAAGAACCAAGCGGAGAUCAGGUGUCUGUGCAUGAUCUGAUCGGAUUUGGACCUGAAGCUUCCAGUCCGCACAACUCUACAGAAAGCAGAACGCACACAUAUUUAUUUGAGUCCAUACCAGGGGAUCUGCUGGAGCCAAAAACAGAUGAGGGUCAGUUGAAGGACGGCGAACCCGAGGAGGAUGGAGUUGCAGAAGAGAACACAGAGAAUCUAAUCGGGGAAACUGACGAACAAACUGAAAACAACGACACUGUUGAUGGUCACGCUACACAGAUCAGAAUCAAUCAAGCCUUGCAGAAACUGACUCAGGCCAGACGACGAAACACAUCUACUGAUUCAGACCCAGCAGACGUCCCAGUUCAGGAGGAGCCCGAACAGCUACCGGUUCUUGAGUCUGCAGCUCCUCUGUUGGACUCCAGUGUUUUCCGUGCGAAGGUUGCUCUGGGAAAGAAACGGAGCAUAAAGCGCACCAAACCCUCACGUGCUGUCCGACAGAGAGCCGCCCUGCCCGCUCUGACAGAGGGAACACAACCCAACUGGAGGUUUUGUGACUCCACAGAUGCGAAAGAUCAGUGUUCCAGUGGCACGGACUCUGAGUCAGAAGAGGAACCGUCCCGGGACGUCACGUCCUCUCCAGCCCCCAGCCAGCCCAAUAGAGUCCCUGUGUUUCCUGGGAUGGACCCUUCUGCCCUCAUGGCCCAGCUAAAGCGGAGAAGUGGAGUGAUAGAAACAGAAAGUCCAACAGAAGCACAGUCACCUCCGUCUGUCCCCUCACGCUCUCCGCGCACACCCAUCAAGGCCCUCGGCCCCAGAGUGCUGCCCCCUGUUGACGCCAAGGACAGUGGGUCCGGCUCUUCACCCUCCUGGCUGCUUGAACUCAAAUCCAAGAAGCGAAUGAGUCAACCUGAGAGUGAAGCGUGAAGCUGAGGUCCGAUGCGGUUUGUUAGGAGGAAGUCUUCUGCCACAAAGAUGCCAAAGAAACUGACUUAGAGAAAUGAUCUUUCAUUCUCAUACUGACAGACUAUUUCGAGUACGAGUCCUGGACUGAACUGUUUGGAGGCUUUGCCAAGAUGACGUCCUGUUAUGCACGUUUUUUAUUUUUACAUGAAAUCUGUCAUAAUUGUUUGGCAGCAUUACAGACGGUGUGCUUGAAAAGCACGUGCUGUUUACUCUCAGUCUUGAACCAAGUUAAUUUUACAGUUAUUUAAUUUUGUUUACAUUCAUUAAUCCAGCAGAUGUUUUUAUCCAAAGUGAGGUUGGUUUAUCCAUCGAGUUCCUUCAGUUUAAUCAGGGGCCUAAUGAUGGUGGAGAAACAGAAAUCAGUAUAGCUUCAAGCUACAAUGCACUUUAAAUGAGUCGGUUCACUGGAAAGGGUGCCUUAGGGCUCUUAGGCAUUAUAUUGCAUUUGAGUUUUUUUUUUUAUGUUUUUUUUUUUUCAAAUUUAAAUAUUGUGUUUCUAAACGUUUGUUAAAAAAAAAAAGUCUGAUCUUAAGAUGUUCAUUGCUAUAUGAAACUCCUUUUUCUUUUAAUUGUUUUGUUUAAGACCAGUUUAUAAACAUCAUUUGAUUUUGUUCACUUCUUUUAUUUUAUUUUUAAUCUUUUAUUUUCCAUAUUUUUGCUUUAAUUAAAGCUAUAUUGAGCAGAAAAGCAUCAGCCGAUGUGCUUGGAUCGGGCUGCUUAUCACUUGUAAAUUGCUGCUUGAGGAAAAUGUUUACCUGUUUAAUGUUGGGAAACGGGAGUUGUGUUUUAUAAAAUAUGAAUUAUAAAUUACAAUAAUCUUGAUUAAAUAUUUUUCUAAAUGGGAAGCAAGUUUGUUUUUGUAUAUAUUACUUUCUAAUGUGUGGAAGGACUGAGAUAUAAGAAGGUAUCAGUAGAGACAAGGAGAGAGCUAUGAAAACAGU